UCCAAGAGGUUAUUGUUUAUAGGGAGCCUUCAUUCGGUGAUAAAGUUUCAUACGUGUUUUGUAGAUUGGACAGGCAGGACAUGCAGGAAGUCUAUACCAUAGGCUAUUCUGGACAACAUUUCUAAUGCAUGGUUGACUGGGAUGGAGAGAGUUGGACUUGACAGUCCAUCAGGAUCUCGAUAGUCUCUUCCAGUCUUCGGUUCCUAAGCACAUUUGUGAUGCAGAUAGUUGUCCAGUGACCUGGAAUGAGAGAGCCUAUUCAUUUCUGACAAACAGCCUUCAGAUAGUAAUGUCUUUUCAUUACUAAAAUGAGCAAAAUAAUGGCAGAAAUAUGAAAGGCUUGCAUCUUGUCACCAAUUCCCUUGAACCAUUUGAUUCUGCAUGCAUAAAAGCAUCAUCAUCUGUGUGUGUGUGUGUGCAUGGAUACAUGCAGACGUGCGUGAGAAUGCUCAGAAAAGCACGUGAGAAUUGUAUCAGAAGAAAGGUAGCUGGCUUUUUAAGUAGAGUACUGAUUAUUAAUCAUAAAAGGUAGCUUCUCAAAUACAAAAAAAUUGAAGGAAUGGGGUUUCUUUACCCAUCAACACACAGAAAUAUGCUUUUUGUUUGUUAUACUCCACAGAUUUCUUUACAUCCUGUAUAUGCAAAACUCAUUUCAACGUGUUUUCUGUAACUGAAAGCCAAGAUGAAAAGAGACAAAAUAAAUUUUGUUUGUUAGAAACAAUACUCAGUCAUUUCCCUUUUUUGCCUAAAUUGUGCAAGCAAAUGCUUUUACUACUGCAAGUGAUUUUUUUCAGAAUUAGUUCUAAAGGAAGUAAAGAAACCCCUUAAGAUAUUUUUAACACUAGCAUUAUUCUCAAAAUCAGCUAUGCUUGCAUAGUUUUUGUUAUUUUUUACAAAAUUAUAAUUUGAACUUGUUAAUUUAGUCCACUUUUUCUGCGCAAAACUGUGUGCUUGUGCUGCCAUUUAUAUGAACAAAAUUUCUGGUUAAAAUCUUGAAAGCUAUCUUUGGGGCAGGUGGGAAAAUACAGAAAUGGCUACAGAAAGUGGACCUCUUUCCUACAGAUUCAAAACCUGUUGAUUAUGUUUUCCAAUCCUAUGAAUAAUAAUAAUUGUCUUAUAAAUUACACAUAACACUUUUGAGUGCUACUGUGGUUCUACCUCUGUUGCAACUUUAUUAGUUUUUUUCUUUUUUUAAUUUAUUCGGGAUAAGAGCAUUUGUGCAGAUUUAAAAAAAAAACAAUCUGGUCUAAACAUUUUCAUUUGUAAAACAAUUCAGGCCAUUCAUAAGGAUACAUGCAGAUAAAAUAGUCAUAACAUCAGAAAGGGAUUAACCAUGUACAAAGAUUAGGUUAAUAAAGGAAUAAUUAGGAUUAGGGGCCAAUCCUGCAAUAGGAUCAUACGUCUGAAUUUGUUGCGUGUUUUCUGUUACAUAUUGCUUAACAGUUAACUCAAAGUGCAACAGCUCUGUCAGUACUCCUGGGGUAGUUGUACUGUUCUUCCUGUCCUCCUCAAGCCCUUGGUACCAUUUAUGACUAAAUUAUUAAAAUAGCUUGGAUCAAAGCAGAGAACCAUUAAUUCUUGUUUCAGCAGUGCCAAAGAUGAAGUGUAAAACUCGGAUGAAUAAAGAAGCCAUCUAUGCCACUGUUUUUCAGUUGGUCUCCUGUGUCUGAGCUUGCUUAAAACAAUGGGCAGCAUUUCUUAGAUUCUUUGUCUUUCAUGCCACAGCUCCUUCUUAAGUAGCUUUAGAGUUUCAGGUUCCUUCUGUCAUGCGGUUGGCUCUUGCUAGGGGGCCUCAUUCUGAGCUGGAAGGAGUUGUUCAUUCUUGUCCUUCUUGGAAAGUUUUUAUCAAAAACUGAUUAUGUCAUCUUAGUGUUUCAACUUUAUGCUUAAAAAUAGUAAGACAUCUUAUUGCAACUCUAACUUCAGGCAGGAAUUCAAAAUAGAAUGGGGGGGGGAAGAAGCCAUAUACUCAACACAGCAAAGGUUGUAUAGAUGGUAGUCUCCCAUUUAGUCAUCAAUGUCAGUUUACUUGCCAUCCAACAGUGAAAAUCUCAUCAUACAUUUCUAUCUGGGCAUUUUUUUAUCUUAAUGACCUGGUUCAUUCUUUCUCAGAGACAAGCUGUGCUGAUUCAGAAGCCCUGGGUGCAGUGCACAAGCCUCGUGCACCACGGCAGCAGCACUGACCAGCAUCCACGACUGCUGUGGGAGUGACGCAACAGACGUGCAUUCCUGAAGAGGCUUCAUGUGCCUGGAGGAGAAAUAUUCUUCUUGAUUCCUGCACACAAAAUUGAAAUCCACCACUGAAAUCAACAAAAAAGAAAUGAUAAAAUUUUUUCUUAUGGUUAACAAACAAGGUCAAACAAGACUGUCCAGAUAUUAUGAGCAUGUAGAAAUUAAUAAACGGACAAUGCUGGAAGCUGAAGUAAUCAAAAACUGUCUCUCCCGUUCAAAGGAUGAGUGCUCUUUCAUUGAGUAUAAGGACUUCAAGCUGGUGUACAGACAGUAUGCAGCCCUUUUCAUAGUUGUUGGCAUCGACCAGACAGAGAAUGAGAUGGCAGUAUAUGAACUAAUUCAUAAUUUUGUGGAAGUUUUGGACAAAUACUUCAGCAGAGUGAGUGAAUUAGAUAUCAUGUUCAAUUUGGACAGAGUGCACAUCAUUUUGGAUGAAAUGCUGCUAAAUGGUUGCAUCGUGGAAACAAACCGGAACAGAAUUCUUGCCCCUCUGUUUGUGCUUGACAAAGUGGCAGAAGGCUAGGAAGAUGCAAGCAUGACUAAGGUGUUUUACAAAAGAUGGCAAAAGCAUCAGGAAUGUGCCUAUAGCAGUUUUCUGCUGUUGCAAGACUGACUCAUACAACACUCAAAUUAGCUGGAAAAUAUUUUCCAUUUCUCUUACACUGUGUACCCAAUGGGAAACAUACAGCUAAACAUGUGGAUGCAUUCAGAUGCUGCUUCACUGACCCAGCAGAAAUCGCCCCAGAAUGGUCAAUAAUUUUAAAACAUUUGAGGAUGAAGAAAUGGAAACUUACCAUGACUGACUAGGUAUCACUUUGAAUUAUGUAGUAUCAUGCCAGACCUAGAAGACAAAAACCGAAAAAAUACAAACUCAAACUGAGUUUCAGUCCUUCCCUUGAUUUAUUUUCACGUAAAUUUACUGUUAAUAAUGGUUCUGUGAUUUCUAUGCCCAUUUCUAAGCUAUAUUCAUCCUUCAUCAAAAAGCUGGCUUCCCUCCCUUUGACAUGCAAGUCACGGACACGGAAAGUACUGAUGUAUUAAAUAUUUUUGCAUACUUUGCAAGUUGUAACUGGAAUUAUUUAGCACUUAAAUACUAUAUUAAUAAAAGAUAAUUAAAAUCAGAAGU
Sturnus vulgaris (Common starling) is the source of this 3358-nucleotide messenger RNA. NCBI's taxonomy places the organism in Eukaryota, Metazoa, Chordata, Aves, Passeriformes, Sturnidae. The record is from RefSeq and is a predicted model, not a curated record.